This is a messenger RNA of Chelonoidis abingdonii (Abingdon island giant tortoise), 2786 nucleotides long. NCBI's taxonomy places the organism in Eukaryota, Metazoa, Chordata, Testudines, Testudinidae. The record is from RefSeq and is a predicted model, not a curated record.
AUGUCGUACUGCUGGGGAGCCGGCUCCUGGGGGCAGCUGGGGCUGGGCGAGGCGGCAGCCGCCGGGCCGGUGCGCUGCCGGCGGGGGCCCGAGCCCAGCGGGGGCUGGACGCUGCUGGAAGCGGCUUGCGGGGAGCACCACACGCUCCUGCUGCGCCCGGACGGCACCGUCUGCUCCUGCGGGGCCAACGCCCGCGGGCAGCUGGGCAGGAAGCUCCGCCCGGGGCAGCGGGGCAGCUACACGCCAGAACAAAUUCAAGCUUUAGAAGCACAGAUUAUUGUUCAUGUGAGCUGUGGAAAAGAACACUCUCUGGCUGUUUGCAACAGAGGAAAGGUCUUCUCCUGGGGAGCUGGGUCUGAAGGCCAGCUGGGCACAGGAGAAUUUAAGGAACAAAGUUUAAUUCCAAAGAAAAUAGAUGGUCUCUCUGCUCUCAGAAUAAUACAAGUCACCUGUGGACACUUCCACUCAGUUGCACUGGCACAAGAUGGCAGAGUCUUUUCAUGGGGACAGAACACCCAUGGCCAGCUGGGCCUGGGACAAGAAAUCCCCUCCCAGCAUAGCCCACAACAUGUCACAUCUCUCAGCGGGAUCCCCAUGGCUCAGGUUGCUGCCGGCGGGGGACACACCUUUGCCCUGUCUCUCUCGGGAGUUGUGUAUGGCUGGGGAAGGAACAACGCACGGCAGCUGGGAUUAAGCCACGCUAACACAAGAGAGCAAGUCUUCAAACCAUAUGCGGUAGCUGCUCUGACGACUAUUGGCGUGGUCUAUAUCAGCUGUGGAGAUGAGCACACUGCAGUGCUCACCCAGGAUGGCAGUGUGUUCACAUUUGGAGAUGACAGUGCUGGACAGCUGGGACAUCGCUCUUCAACCCAGAUGCCUGGUCCUCAAAAAGUCGAAUGGCUAGAUGGUCCAGUUUCCCAUUUGGCAUGUGGAAGCUAUCACACUCUGGUCUACAUGUCUGCUCAUGGGCAGGUUAUAUCUUUUGGACGUGGUCCCCAGAGACACACUGAAAAUGGAACAGGGGAGCAGGCACAGAACUUUGACAUCAGCAGCCUGGUUUCAGCUAACGAUCUGUCGGGCGUCCAAGUGAAAAUGGUUUUUGCUGGAACAUAUGUCAACUUCGUCAGUACUCUUCAGUCCCAGGAUCUUGAGCAUGCAGGUGGGAUCUCUCCCGCAGAUACCCUGCAGAAGAUUAGCAGGCUUGACAGGACGUUGAUAGAUAAAUGGAUGGCAGUGACAGUUGGCACUGAUGAAUUCCAGGAGGCUAAAAGGGAAAUAGCCGUGAUAUUUUCUUCUCCUGCUUGUUUAAGUGCAAGUUUUUUAAAACCCAGCUCUGCUUUGGAAGCAAAUUGUAUUGGUGUUGAUCUACAAAAGGCAAGGGACGUAUUUGAUGAGCUAACCAAAAAGGAGUGGAUUGUUAACCAGAUAAACUACAAUCUGUUGGCCAAUCUGAUUCCUGGUCUUCCACUGCGUUCUCCUCAUCGUGAAGCUUUGUCUAUUUUCCUACUCCUGCCAGAAUGCUCUGUGAUGUGCAAAGAACAGAACUUGGAGCCUUUUGUUAUGCGACUUGCACAGGCCAUUAAUAGCAUGAGUGACCGUUCCUCAGACAUCCUGGAAAAAUGCUGGAUGUCAUUGUCAGCAUCCUUUUUGGACGCUGUGGUACAGAUGUUUAAAAAGGUUGUAGUAUCUCAGCUGACAUUUUACGUCUCUUCCUAUUACCGGGGCACCAAACCUCUCCUAGAAGUGCUUGAAAAGCUGUACUGGGCAAACAGGAAGGCUAACUACACACUACAGUUAAGCAAUUUUUACAUAGAUGAAAUCUCCGGAACAUUUAUCCUUCCAACCGAUGUAGAGAGGUGGCGCUUAUGGCAAGCUGCAGCUAAUUCGUGUCAUGAAGACGAUGUUCCCGUCAUAUUCUGCCGUUUCCCUUUUGUCUUUAACUUGGUUUCCAAGACUCAAGUGUUCCACUUUGAUUCAAUUUUCAUGCAAGAGGGUGCAAAGGCAGCAGCCCAAUUCAUACUGAAGCAGAAUGAACUGCUGAGAACGAGUCAGCUUCCUGAGUUGCCUGUUUUUCCUCUGCAAGUUAAACGCAGCAACCUGGUUGAAGAUACUUUACGUAAACUAAGUCUGGUGGAGGACAGUGUCCUGAAAAAGCAGUUGUUGGUGCAGUUUGAAGGGGAGUUGAGAGGCCUGGAUGCAGGCGGAGUGACAUUAGAAUUCUUCCUGUACCUAUUUGAAGAGAUGGUGAAUCCGCAAUAUGGGAUGUUCGUGUAUUGUGACCCUGCGUCCCCAAUGUGGUUUCCUACCAGCGUAAGUCAGAAUCUGCUCAAGCCAUUCAGAGUUAAGAGACAAAGGAAGUAAUUUGCAUUUUGACUCCAAGCUUCCUUACCUUCUGCACAGUAGCUGGAGUCGGCAGGGGAGGGUCUUGGAAGGCUGUGGCAAUUUUCCAGAGGAGAGGGUCAGUGCCACCUGAGUGUUUUAUAUUGUGGCAUUGGAGAGGGUUCAGAGAAUGAUUGGGUGCAUCGGAAAACUUGUAUGCAGAGAGAUUGCAAAGACUGGGACUUAGUUGACCACAGAAAGGAGUUGAAUAGGAGAGGACAUGAUUAAAGCACAUAAAUCAGUGAAUGCUCUAUACAUGAUAAAUCAUGAGCUUUGUUGUCUUUGUCUCACAACACAAGAACAAGGAGACGUUCAACGAAACUGAAAAGUAUUGAAGGAAAUAAUUUUCCACUCAGUGGGUAAUUAGACUGUGGCGUUCUCUGUGCCCAAGAAUUUAAUGAGAUUCA